This is a messenger RNA of Poeciliopsis prolifica (blackstripe livebearer), 2022 nucleotides long. Its product is annotated as oocyte zinc finger protein XlCOF6-like. NCBI's taxonomy places the organism in Eukaryota, Metazoa, Chordata, Actinopteri, Cyprinodontiformes, Poeciliidae. The transcript has 4 exons. The record is from RefSeq and is a predicted model, not a curated record. Bases 339 to 1268 code for a protein of 309 amino acids. Gene Ontology annotation, molecular function: DNA-binding transcription factor activity, RNA polymerase II-specific; RNA polymerase II cis-regulatory region sequence-specific DNA binding.
UUGGAUUUGUUUUAUGUGAAAGAUCGAUCAUUUAAUCAUCGCAUGAAUUAUACAACGGGCAUAUAAAAUGUUUUUUUUAAUUCAAUUAUUUGUUUAAGUUGAAACCAAACGGCGUAGCUCGUGCUGCCCUCCAUCGUGGUGCAACGGUGGUCGUGAUUUUACGACGUGUUCUAUUUAUCGCAAUCAUGGAUGCUAAAGAGUUCACACCCCAGUAUUUUAGAGAUAUAACGCAGUUAUCGCCUGUUUAUCUGUCCCUUUUAAAUAAUGUUUCGUAUUUACGUUGUUUUUAAUGACGAUUUUGUGCUCGUCUUACAGUUGGAUGUGGUGAAAGCGUCGAGAUGGAAAUGAAAAUAGAGAAAGUGGUUGUUGGAAAUGAAAUGAAGUCCUCUGCUGCAGAGACCAAGUCUGACCCGGUGGGCGGCCCGGACUACUAUCACCAUGAGAGUCUGCAGUGUUUCCAUUGCCUGAUAACUUUCAAAGACCUCAAAUCCAAGGAGAGACACAUCAAGAGGAACCAUCGGGACGAGUACAAGCGUCAUCUGCAGCAGAAUAAUACGCUGUUCAUGUGCUACAAGUGCAACAGCUCUUUCUCCACAACCGCAGAGCUCAGCCAGCACCAACCCACACAUUUCACUGAAGAAAAGCCAUUUUCCUGCUCCCUCUGUCAGGACAGAUUCAGCACGUUUACCGAGCUGAACCAACACAGACGGAAGGAUUGCGGGCAGCGGCGUUUCCUUUGCGUUGACUGCGGCGCCAGGUUCCCCGUUCCUUUUCGACUCCGCAAACAUCGCAUCGCAUUGCAUCCCGAGAAAGAGGCUGCAACUGAAGACAUCGACAUGUUUCAGUGCUGUAAAUGUGGCGUUGUUUUCCAGACAGAAGACGAGCUCCUGCAGCAUCAGGAGGAAACCGCUGACUGCGAUCUUGAGGAGUCACGAGGCAAAAAGCGGGCUUGUGAACCUACGCCCGCUUCCCAAGAGGCGGAAGUUGAUAAGAAAGUCAAGCAAGAAGACAUUGCAAAAGAAUACCGUGACUCGACUUCAUCUGUGGAGUGUAAAAUUCCCUGUCCUGAAGACGACUGCAAUUGGAUGUUUGCCACAGUUGAAGCCUUGCGAGCUCACAAAAAAGACCUGCAUCACCAUCGUCCUCUGAAAGCUCUGAGCUCUGAUUACUCCUGCCUUACUUGCGGGAAGAGCUUUGGAAGAGAAAGUGCUCUAAAGGCUCAUCAAACCUCCCAUAUUAAGACAGAGAAGGCUGUUGAAAAGAGAUGAUACAGAAGGAGAAAACUUCCUCCUUUGGUGUCGCAUCAUCAGGUCAUUCAUGUUGCUUGGUGAAGGAUUUCAGCAUGAUAUUUUAGAAUAAGUUUAUGAAGCAGAAUUAUCCACCACAUUGCCAAUUGUUUCAGGAAUGUUAUUUAUUUUUUCCUUUUAACCUGGGUUUGUACAAGUACUUGAAAUCUUUGAAAAUGCUUGAAUUUCAAUUAUGUGAAGGUUUCCCCCUGAAAACUUGCUAAGCCUGGUGGUUGGGCUCUAGGACAGUCAUUCAUCCAGCAUCCCAUCGUGCUUUUGAGUUUAAAAAAUGUUUAAACUUGACAAUAAAUUUGAAAGCAUCACUUGAUGUGUUAUUAAAAGACUGGAAGAUUAAUAUCUGAACACCAACUAUAAAAUCUUAAAAAAUCUAAACAUUUUAAAAACACUUAAACAUAAGCAAUGCUUAGCCUAGUGGGGGCACAAACAAAGCCUGGUGGCCCACCAUUCUUAUAAUACAUUGGGGGAAACCCUGAAGGGUUUUCAAGGUUCGGAAAGUGCUUCGUUUCUGUAAAAAAAAUUUAAAAACCCUUAAAAGUGCUUAAGAUUCUAUUCGCAAUUUUGUAAUAAACAUUUCAGAGAAAAGACUCCUUAACUGAAAGUCAAGUGAUUAUUUAUGUCGUGUCUCAGCAUUUAAUUUGGGCAAACCAAUGUGUUCAAUGUAAUAAAUAAUUGUUACUCAUAAUGGCUCAAUAAUUGAAAUAAAUUUUUGAUUUUG